CAAACUGGUCGCGGGCGGUGAGCCGCGGUGAGCUAGCUGUUCCGCCGGAUUCCUGUUUUGGGGCAGCUUCUCUGUCCUCGCCAAUGGAUCUCAUCCGGAACUUCUACGGAAAACUGCGGUCUGUGGCCAUUACCCUGGACAGCGAGACGGCCCGGCUGCAGCGGGCGCUGAACGGAGAGGAGAGCGGGUUUGAAGAUUAUGCAGUGAAGAUUUUACAUGACCUGCAUUCAGAAGUCUGGACUUUAAAGGAGGAUGUUACUAUUCUUCUUCAUAAAGCAAGCUUAGAAAGUCAAGAAAACACUGAUUUCAUAAAGGCAACCAAGGUACUGAUGAAAAGAAAUUCAGUGGAUAUCAUGAAAAUAAGAGAGUUUUUCCAGAAGUAUGGAUAUAAUCCACGGGCGAAGGAAAAUUCAGUGGAUGAACAUGAAAUCAUUAACUCUAAACCCGAAUUGGCUAAAUGUGAUAAUCUUCAAAAGCCUGAUAAGAAGGAUGAUCUGUCUGAUUUUACUGUUCCAAGCAGUUUUAUUUCUGAGAUACCUCCACGCAGUCCACAACUUUCAGAUUUUGGACUUGAGCGGUACAUGAUAUCCCAAACUCUGCCAAAUCAUCCACAAGAAGUAAAUAACUGUAAGGAAGAGCUAACAAUUUUCUCUCCACCUACCAAACAGUCACCAACUACAGUACUGAAAACUCCAAAGUGUGCACUAAAGAUGGAUGAUUUUGAGUGUAUGACUCCUAAAUUAGAACACUUUGGUAUCUCUGAAUAUACAUAUUUAAAUGAAGAUUAUACAGUGGGGCUUAAACAUGUGAAAAAUAAUAAAAGUUACCCUAUGAAUCAUGCCAGUGAAGAAACCAUAGAAACAGAACCAAUGACCAAUGAUAAUAUCUUUGCGUCUCCUGGCUCCAUAAUCCAGCAGUUGGAAAAAAAUGAUGCUGAGUAUAUAAAUUCACCCUUGGCACCUACAUUCUGCACCCCUGGUUUGAAACUUCCUUCUACAAAGAACAGUACAGCUUUGGUACCCACAGAUUAUCCAUUAUCAAAAACAAAGAAUUCAACAAAUGAUUUGGAAAGGAAAGAUUGUACUUCAUUAGUUUUAAAUUCAAGGGAUUGCUUUGAGAAUCUUGCAGAUCCCUCUUCUCCUAAGAUUUCUUCUUAUGAGAAUCUGCUCAGAACACCUACACCGCCAGAAGUAACUACAAUUCCAGAAGAUAUUUUCCAGAUUUUGUCAAAAUACAAUUCAAACCUAGCUACUCCAGUAGCCGUUAAAGCAGUGCCACCCAGGAAAGUCUUUCUUACUAAACACAAAGGACCAAACAUUCAAGAUGUUUGCAACAAAGAAAACUGGUGAAAAAGUUCUAGUGGAGUCAUCCAUUAUAGAAACUGAGUAAAUGAAAUGAAAGUAGAGAUGGACUUAGUUUUGUUAUUCACAUUCCCGUACCUCUUCUCCCCUUGUUAAAACCAACCCAUUUUAAAGAAGAACCAUGGACAUUUGAUGUCAUAGCAUGCUUUUUAUUAAGUUUUGAUUUGUUUUGAUCUCAAUCUUGUUAAACUGUACUCCAGUCAUUCAGCUUUUAAAGAUAAUCGCUGUUUUGUGAUUUCAAAUUUACCUUGUUUAAUCUAACUGAGUGGUUAAAAUAAAUCAGAAAGCAGAUCAAAUAAUUAAAAAAAAAAA
This is a messenger RNA of Trichechus manatus latirostris (Florida manatee), 1673 nucleotides long. RefSeq names its product spindle and kinetochore associated complex subunit 3 (gene SKA3). Lineage: Eukaryota; Metazoa; Chordata; Mammalia; Sirenia; Trichechidae. The transcript has 9 exons. Gene Ontology annotation, biological process: mitotic cell cycle; chromosome segregation. The coding region runs from base 84 to 1349 and encodes 421 amino acids. Gene Ontology annotation, cellular component: spindle microtubule; outer kinetochore; kinetochore. The record is from RefSeq and is a predicted model, not a curated record.